This is a messenger RNA of Eremothecium gossypii ATCC 10895, 3585 nucleotides long. RefSeq names its product AFL112Wp. The record is from RefSeq and is marked provisional. NCBI's taxonomy places the organism in Eukaryota, Fungi, Ascomycota, Saccharomycetes, Saccharomycetales, Saccharomycetaceae. The transcript has a single exon. Bases 1 to 3585 code for a protein of 1194 amino acids.
AUGGUUCUUUAUAAGAGGAAGCCUAUUGUGCUUCCUACCCCCAAACCGUUACCGGCAAAUCUGGAAUGCAAGGUGUGGCACAUCAACGAGACGGGAGAAUGGUUUUUGACCUACCAGGAGUAUCUAGAGCGGCUGGAUUUCUAUACGAGACACUACUUUACGUGUGAGAUCACCGGGACGUCUUGCCUCACGUUUUUCGAUGCACUGAACAGCGAAGAAAGCCAGUUCAAGAAUGUGGAGGAGCGGUUCCCGCUUAAGCUGCGGGAGCCCGUGGCGCGCUUUCUGCACUUCAAUGAGGUUCGGCGGCUGGACCUGCUGGUGGAGCAAGUGUAUGCGAAAUUCAAGACUGACUUCUUCCCUGGGGAGGUGGUGUAUUUGCGCAAAAACCGGCAGGAGGUGACUCCGGCGCCAGAGGACCUUUUCCGCGAGGGCGAAGUGGGGAUGCAGAGCGCGCCACACAGCUCGCCAAACUCCGCUGCAUCUAGCCAUCAGUCGCAGUCGCUACAGUACCAGAAGCCAUAUGUGGUGAAAGAAAAGGCACAUUUCAAUGCAAUUGUGGAUCCAGAAACGAAGCGCCAAAUAUCUCCUGCGUAUUCGAAGUACAUGCUAGUGGAGGAACAUUCAUCAGGCAACACGGGCUACAUUAUAGCAGAUCAAUCACAGAUAUAUCGUGAUCGCUCUAGUUUUACGAAGCAUCUCAUAAAAUGCUUCUGCAAGAUCACCCUUAGAAGGGCGUCCUCGAAAAUGGGGGCCCCGUGGUGUGUGAAAGAGGACUAUCUUCCUAUGUACGGUCUGACUAUGGACUGGCCGGUGGAUAUGCUGAAGUACAAAGAAGAUCAAAUGGAACAACGUCCAAAUUCCUUAUCUAAACGUGCUCGCGAAGAAGCUGCAACAUCGGAUUUGGAUGGUCAGAUUCAGCCCUGGGAUCACGAAAAUGAGUCUUAUGAUGCGGCCAAGGAACAUAAAAAGAAGGUUAAGAAGGAUCAGCCGGGCUCACAAGCCGAGUGUCCCAUAGCAACAACUGAUAUAGAGGUUAAUCCAGCUGAGAACCAAUUGGAGGAACAGGGCGCAUCUGUUUCUUUACAUGUUCCAAAUGAGAAUGCGCCAAUCACUUCGAUAAUGGAAGACCUGAAGCUGCCGUUUGUUGGCCAGCACCAGCCACUUUCAUCGCUGAUGACCUAUUCUAGGAAUCUUGACGCAAUACCGCACACUUCAAGGAUACCGACAUUCAGGAACUUUGAGAAGGUGAUCCAGUGCUAUGCAUUUUUGAAUACGUUCAAUGAGAAGCUUUGCAUAUCCAAUUUUACUUGGGAAAAUUUCAUUACAACUUUCCGCUGCACUGACGUUAAACUACUUUCGGGUAAGGUUGUUCUGGUUAAUGUUACAUCGGAGAAUACAACAGAUACUGAAUCGGGAGAAAAGGACUCUGAUAUAGAAGUCUUAGACGUUGUAGACCAGGACGACACAUAUAUGUCUGCUGAUGUGUUGGAUUUUAUCAAAGCACAGAAUAAUGAACAUAUAACGUAUUCAAUUGAAGAUGAUGAUUCACUUGAUGACGAAUAUCUCGAUGCUAUCAAGGAUAAUGGCUCUGCAUUACUCGUGGAAUGCUUUGUUUCCUUGCUCAGGUUAUUUAUAGAUGAACAGGGAGAUUGGAAAACGCUGGUUAUGGAAAAUUGGUACGAUGAAGAGGAUGAAGAUGAGGACAAGGUCUCUGGGGGCGGUCGCGGAAAUACAUCUGAGGAAUCAACUGGGUUGAACUCCAAGAUUACAAAUGGCAAUGCUUCGUGCGAUCAGGGCAACUUUGAUGCGAAGGUCCAAGAUAACGAUAAAAAUGCUGUAGAAGUUAAAACUGAAAACUUAGUGCAGAACGAUGAUCAUGAGAUUACGACUCCAGAAAUUGAUACCCUUUUGGAUAAGUGUCUAACGUUUAGAAAGAUCAAUUGGUCAGAGAGACUUACCAAAAGACAAUUCCAGAAUGGAUUUUGGCUUAUUGUGCUUUUAGGCGUUUACCAGGACUGCAUGCAUCUACCGAUGUACACAAAAUUUAUCCAUGAUUUUAUAAAGAGUGUGGUUCCAAAAGACGGAACAUCAACGCAACUGAAUAAAACCCUUUGGAGAAAUUUCUGCCGCAACCUUGAUGUGGAGCAGAAAGUUACCGCUCUUUGGAUAUUAGUAGAUCUAUGUUCCAACUUUUCACAUGAUAUCAAGGCGGCAGUCGAAGAUUCGAUGGAACUAUGCGGACAGAUACGCAGUGAGAGAUACAAGAUAGGCAGGGAUUUGAAGGUUGAAUACCAAACUUUAACUGACUUGCAAGAAACGUCCAGAAAAUUAGCAGAGAAGACCGCAGAUUCACCAGAAUUGAUGGAGCUGGAACAAAAGAUGGCCCGCCAAGAAGACAAAAUUGCGCGUCUACAGGAAGAUAAAAGCUACUUGGAUCGAGUACUUUGCGAAAACGACUUGCAACGGCUCAAGCCAUUGGGAAUGGAUAGAUAUGGCAAUAAGUAUUAUUGGUUAGAACUGCAUGGUAUUACAAGACCUUCCAAGUCCGAGGGAGAUACGUACCGAUCGUUAACAGCCGGAAGAAUUUGGAUCCAAGGUCCAAAUAGCUGGGAUUACAACUACAUUUUAGGCAUUUCUGAGGACCAGAUCAGUCAAUGGCUAAGUAUCCGGUUGGAGCAAGGUUCUGCUGCGGCAACUAGGAAAGUAUUCGGAGUCUAUCGUGCAGAAAAUGGUAGCUAUUGGCUGGAUGACGAGUCCUCUGGACAGGCGAUUGAAUUAGUCGAUCAGAAGGGCGCUCUCAAUUAUAACGUCACCUUGACGGCGCUGCAGAAGAAGAUAAUAGACGAAACACCGGACGGUUUGUUGCUCUCGGAUAGCCAAUGGUACUGUAUAAAUAGCGUGAGAGACUACAAGAUCUUAGCGGAUUGGUGGGAAAAUUGGGGCAGGCGCGAACAUGAUCUGCUGCGUCAAGUCAAAAACGUGGAGACCGAGAUUAUGGGAAGCCUCGAAGGUGACACGAGCGCCCUGGACACUCUACAAAAGGAAAAAGAGCUGAUGCAGAAGUUCAAAGACCACCAGUUGACGCCCGAAGAGCUACAGCUCGCCGCCAACGGAGAGCAAAAGGACCAGGAGCAGUCGUUCAAGACCGAAGACCAGCUGGAGCAGAUAGCAGAGGAAAUAAUGAAACUGGACGAUUCCUCCAAGACUCGCAAGAUUUUAGACAGAAUCAAGGUGCUCGAGGCCAAGCGUGAUGAACUGCUGGCCAAAAAGCAGCAUGUCGAACAGCAUAAACCGGGUUCGCGCAUCCAGCUGCGCUCCGAGUACAAGCGCCAAAAACUCAACAUCGACCAAAAGCUCCGUCUUCAGGAGGAGGUUCUCACCGAGCUCGUCAACUUCUCGUUUUCCGAACGACAGCGCGAGACCAUCGAGUGGGAAAACGAGCGUGCUCUCAACCUCUGGGGCUUCCCUCUUGUAAAGGGCGCCAGCGGAAAGACCAAAGUUCAAAUGCAGGGAACAGUCGACGACAAGCUCUCCUCAAUUCUAAAGAACACCCUCAAGCACCAGGACACGGCUACGGCUGCAUGA